AUGACAGCUCGAGUUUUUCCUUCUAAGACAAAAAGUCCAUUCCACCACGAGUUUUUACAAGCGUGUUGUAUGGACCAAGUCCACUCUUUUGUCGAUGAAAAGAGUGUAGUUUUGAAAGCUUCUAUUUUCCCACGUGAGAAAAAGUUCUACGAGAAAUUGCAGACGAAAAGGGAGUGGUUGAGCACACAACUCUUCCCGCCCUAUUUUGGCGCUGAAAUACACAACUUUGGGUCUGGAGAAAAGGAGUACAUUAAGAUGGCGAAUUUACUGAAUGGGUACCAACGGCCUUUUGUUCUCGACUUAAAAAUAGGGACUCACAAGUACGACCCCGAAAUCGAUCCGGCGAAAAUAGAGUACCGCACACACGUCAAAAUCUUCACAACAACACUAGAACUUGGUCUCCGUUUUUGUGGGAUGAAGCGAGUGAUAGGCGGGCAAUUGAUUUCAUACGACAAACAUAUGAGCAGAAACGAAGUGAAGACAUCAGCUCAAUUAUUCGAGUAUAUUAAACUCUUUUUUAAUGACGGGACAAAGUACAGGAAAGAGAUGCUCCCGUUCUAUAUCAAUCAGAUCGAUAAGUUGUUGAGUCUGCUUGAAACGAUGAAUUACAAAUUCUUUGGGUCGUCGGUACUUCUUGUCUAUGACGCAGAUGCUACCCCGGAGAGUCAAAAGUACGACUUAAGGUUCAUCGACUUUGCCAAGUCGUAUUCUCUUGACGAAGAGAAGUGUGAAAUGGAAGACGGAAUUGUUUAUGGACUCAAACACUUGAAAACAAUUUUCGAGAAUUUGAAUAAAGAAUUGAAAGAGGAAUAG
Entamoeba invadens IP1 is the source of this 813-nucleotide messenger RNA. RefSeq lists its product as hypothetical. Gene Ontology annotation, cellular component: nucleus; cytoplasm. Gene Ontology annotation, biological process: phosphatidylinositol phosphate biosynthetic process; inositol phosphate biosynthetic process. Gene Ontology annotation, molecular function: inositol hexakisphosphate kinase activity. NCBI's taxonomy places the organism in Eukaryota, Evosea, Mastigamoebida, Endamoebidae. The transcript is spliced from 2 exons. The coding region runs from base 1 to 813 and encodes 270 amino acids. The record is from RefSeq and is a predicted model, not a curated record.